This is a messenger RNA of Thunnus maccoyii (southern bluefin tuna), 4421 nucleotides long. RefSeq names its product G protein-regulated inducer of neurite outgrowth 3-like. The transcript has 2 exons. The record is from RefSeq and is a predicted model, not a curated record. Gene Ontology annotation, cellular component: plasma membrane. The coding region runs from base 1222 to 4173 and encodes 983 amino acids. Lineage: Eukaryota; Metazoa; Chordata; Actinopteri; Scombriformes; Scombridae. Gene Ontology annotation, biological process: neuron projection development.
AUCUAUUUUGAUAAUGUAAUGACUGUGUUAGUCUUUUUUAAAGCAAAAAAUACUAACAUUUGCUGGUUGCAGCCUCUCAUAAGUGGAAUUUGAGGCUUAAUUAAUUUAGAAGUCAUCGCCAUGACUUCUAAGAAAUGAUAAUGGUCAUUUUUCUGACAUAUCAUAGACAAAACAAUCAAGAAAACAAUCAGCAGAUUAAUCAAUAAUGAAGAUAACUGUUAGCUGCAGCCCUAAAUUCAGUUUUAUUUUCGUGGCACACCAUUAAAAUUACAUUCCUCUCAUCCCACAUGGGAUUACAUGACGCAUAAUGAUACGACAUAUAAAUGAAAACUUCUAGCGACUGACAAUCCAAAGAAAAAAGAAAUCCUAAUCAUAUCUGCAAACUACAUACUGUGUUUAGUAAGGGAGGAAUGUUUUACACAGAAAAAACCCACAUAUACACAUACAUGUAAAAGAUACCUAUACAAAACAUUUUUUGCUAAUGACCAGGCAUUAUCCAAAUACUCACAUGGACCAAAAGUAUUUUCAUAAUUUCAGCUUCUUCCAUAAGAAAGUAACCUUUCUUAGUUUUACUUAUUAACUCUGGAGUUACAAUAUAAAGGACAAUAUAAAGCAAAAUGUCAAUUCGGGUUUAUUUAUGUUGCCCAAAAUCUUAAAUUUGUCUUACAUGACUUUACGAUCUAUGCAGUGCACAGUAUCUUCCACCCUUAGACUCUUGAUUCAGACAAGGAAACACUUUAACAAUUUACAAAUCUAGUCAUGAAUACCGAUGUGUCGGGCACAGCAGGGGAAGGCAAACAAUAGUGAAAUCUGAUCCUGAGAGGCUUCAUCUGUUUCAUAGAAAAUAGCUGUCGGAAAGAAGUUGAUAUUUAUAGUAGCAGCCAGGAAAAUAUAUUCAAAGUUUCAACAUUUUCUUUUCUGUCAUGAUUUCAUCUAUAAUGACACAAGAUGGCAUCACAGAUUAGAAUAUCUUAACUAUUGGUACUGAAAAUAGGUAUUUUUUAUGAUAUGAAUAAUAUCAAGUACAUACUAUAAUUUCAUUUGAAUAAAAUCAAUUCAUUAUUUUCGUCUGGUUUGAUCAGUUGUAUAUAGUUUAGGAAUUAUAUUUAUUUUGUAUUGAUCAUUUCUUUCUCUCUCCAAUCAGGUGCGACCUUUGAUUGCCAAAGUCUACAAGCAAAUUUCUGUUCCCUGAUUUCCACUGGCCAGACAGUUACCAUCACCAUGGAAACAUCCCCAAAUGUUUCUAAACGCAAGAAGGAUGUCGUCCAAUCAGAAUGCCAGAUCCCAGGAGAGGAAGGGCUUGAAGAAGCCCUCAGCAACACAGAUCCUAAUGCCAACAGGGGGGCAGAGCCUAACUUCAACCUCAACCUCAAUCUGACUUCACCGAGCAACCCCCGCUUGAAGCUGCAUGGUGGGAACAAAAAAGACAAUGGGAGUAAAUUAGGUGGGAAACCUGGGGUGAAAGGAACAGUUACUAUGGAAACUGACAAGUCAGCAAGCACCCUAAAAACCACUGUGCUGUCACCAGGGGAGAGAGAUGAUCCUUCACGGCAAAAAAGCAAAAUUCCAGCGUUGUCUCGCUCACUAACAGCCGAGGCGUCAGUGAACAGCAGAGGCGAACAAAGGCUGAAAUCCCCAAACCCAACACUCAUCAUGACAAGUCCAAAACCACUCCGGGUAGAGCAGACAACAAUCACUAGCAACCCCAGAACGACCGAAAGAGUCAAAACACAAAUACUGAGAUCGGAAUCUGCAAACAUCUUGAACCCCAAACCACAUACUGCAGUGAUGACUGAACCAACAACAAAGACUACGAGCAAAAUAACAGUAAGCCUAAAAAUGCAAACAAACAGGAAAGAAGAUGUGACCCAGUCACCUCAAACGCUACACCCUCCUGUAAGCCCAACUGUCCACAGUCAGAGAGGAGAUUUACACGUCAUCAGUCCAAAACUGGCCAAUCGAACCCCUACAAUUAAUCCCAAAGCACCCAAAUCAGAACCAGCAAGCACAACAGCAAAGUUAAGCGAGCAGACCAGACAUGACUCAAGGACUCACAGUUCCGAGAUGUCCUCUGUGGGUCCAAAAUCACAAAAUCAGAGGGCUGAAUCAGCACUGCUCAGUACCAAAACCACCCAACCCAGUUCCCUGAGUCCUAAUCCAUCCACGCAGAGAAAAGCUAGAACCAGUAACAUGUCAGGGUCCAAGGAGAACUUUGAGAGUAAAGAUUUAAGCACUAGUUCAGGAUCCAAAUCCAGUUCAAAUUCUAAAGCCAAGACAAUGUCCACGGACAGUCUGGAUGCUAAAACUGGCUCCAGGAUGGACUCUAGAGAUAGCCUUGAUUCUAAGAUGGGUAUGGGUUCUAAAUCUGGCAUGGGGUCAAAGGAUGAUCUGGAUCCUAAAAAUCUUAAAAGCAGUCCAAGUUGUAAACCUGGAUCUGAGUUUAAUCUGAGCUCUAAAUCUGAUCAUUCCAGCUCUAAACCUGGUCCGACCCGGUCCACUUCUAAACCUUCUCUGGUAGCCUCUGGCUCUAAGAUCAACCCUGUUGCAUCCAUCUCUCCAUUGUCCUCUAGAACUGGUCUAUCAGGGUCCAAAGACGACCACCUCAAGAAUGCAGACACCAGUGCUAAGCCCAGCCCAGAUCCUAAAGCCAGUUCAAAUUCUUCUAAGCCUGGACCAGUUCGAUCUAGUUCAAAGUCAGCUCUGGCAGAUUUGUCCACCUCCUUGACACUCUCUCCAAGACCUGGUUCGGCAAGUAGGAGUCCUGGAUCUGGUCCUGAUAAAGGUCUCAGCUGUGGACCAAACAAGGAGGUCCAGAAGAGUCCUGGUUUUGCUCCAGGCUCCAGUGUGACUUCAAGCCCCCUGGGUCCUUUGGCCACCUCCAGCCCCAAAACCAGAACUACUGUUGCCUUGACAACAAGGGGAGGAUCCACACCAGAGCCUGCAGCGGUGGGAUCUGUCGGUGUGGAAAUCAGCAGCACACCUCAUAAUACCAGCCUGACUCGGGGUCUCACCUUUGACUCCAUCACCAAGACAUCAGUGAAAACAGGCGCUGCUGUCAAGGAAGAACAUUUGAAACUGCCUGCGACCAAAGUGGCAGCUGCAGGAGGACUGGCGAUAUCCCAGGGGGCCGUGCAAGGGGUCGAUGUGACUGACAACCAAGGGUGGUCGCCAGGAGAUACAAGCGUACUGUGCACCCUGCUGAGCAAACCAGGUCACCUGGGAGACCCAAAUGCCAUCACUGCUAGUAGCAACAUCCCAUCAUCAAGGGCAAUGGGUGCAGAGAGUAAGAAAGAAGAGAAGAUAAUGCAGGAGAGUGGUAAACAGAAAGAUGGUCUGGGGAGUUCUCUCUCUCCCUCCUCUCCUCUUCCUCCCCCUUCCACUCAUCCAGCAAGCUCCAAGAGUAACAGGGAGGCAGCGACCAUGACUGAACCCACUCAGAAGCUCCAUCUGCAGGAAGUGGAGCAGAGGGAGGUGGGCGUCCAGGUGGAGGUGGAGUCGGUCGAACGUUCUGCCUCCACCAGCCCCACCCUGCACAGGGGAGCUCCCACCUCCUCUCUGAUUGGCUCUUCGAGCUGUCAGUCAGAUAGUUUGACCUCGCCAAUGGUCCCGUCAUUGUUCGUCGUCCCUGCCGACCAACCGCCCCUCCAGCAUGUCUGCAAGAUUGACAUUGAGAUGUACAGCCAAUCAGUGCUUCCCUCUGUUGUGACAGACAAGGCUAAAUCCCUCCCUGCCUGUCUGCGUACGUACAGCUUUGAGCAGAGCCCCACACUUGCAUCAGAGCUACAUCUUGGACAAAAACAAGACAGAGACGCAAGCGCUGACAGCAUCUGGGAGGAUGAAGAGGAGGAGGAGGAGGAGAAAGCAAGGGAGCAAAACAAGGAGGAAGAGGACAAAGAGGAAAGGGACGACAUGGUGAAGCCACAAGAGGUGGCGUGGGACGAGCAGGGGAUGACAUGGGAGGUGUACGGUGCCUCGGUGGAUCUGGAGUCCCUGGGUACAGCGAUCCAGUCCCACCUCGAGUCAAAGAUUCGGGAGCAGAAGAAACACAUCAGGACUCUGAGGAUGUCCAUCUGCUCUGACAGCAGCCUGAGGGGGUGCAAGGUGAAGAACAAGAGGAAGAGGAGAGCAGGGAUUUUGGGAUGUUGCAGGAAGGCGCCCGCUGUGGCAGACUGAGACUGGUCCAGAAACCCUGCUCACACCUGUAAAGCACAAAUGUUCAUCAAGGAGGUGUCUACACUGUUUGCGGAGAGAGCACAAUCCAACAAGUCCUCCAAAUUAAACAACCAAAAACAUGGUUUGACCAUGUCACUCCAGAACGACACAUAGAAGCGUUUCCUAAUCUGGCGCCCCUAUCGGCAGUAAUCAGCAGGACAACAUCAUUUGUCUGUGCUUUCCAAAACCGUUACACAUGACUGUUAAAA